AUGGAGCCACUUGCAGCUGCCAGGGUGAGGAAACCACAACGUACCAGCUCUGUGCCAGGUAGUCUGACACGCGCUGCAUAUAGACGUAGUUUACCGUCCUCAUUUGUGGAUGCUUUAUACGCUGCCCGAGAAAAAUUUGAAUGCUUUAAAAAGACUCCACAAUGCAAAACUAUCAUGAGACAAACCCCAGAGAUGAUUAGUACUGGCACACAGACGGUUGACAUCAUUUUGCAGCAGGAAGAUCAACAACAACACCAACAACCGUCAAAAAAUUUGGGGUCAAAUUUGAAAAAAAUUAUUCCGUCAAAUGUGAACGCGAGAAAUGGUUUUGGUACUUCCACAGAACGCGGGCCUGUUACAGAUGUAAGUCCUGCUACUAGUAAUUCUACCAACACUCCUACUCCCAUUGCUACUCUCACUAAUACCAAUACCAAUACUACUACUACUACUACUACUACUACUACUACUACUACUACUACUACUACCACUGGCGCUAUUUGCAUUCCCUAUGAUCCAGAAAUCACACCACUUGCUAUGAAGCGAAAAAGACAUGUAGUGAAUCAAUGCCCGGAGAAAAUUGCCGUAUUUCUUAAGGAUCUCUGUGAAACUGUUGCGAAAGCAGUAGCUGAAGCUCCUCCACAUACUGCAACUGUUUCCACUGCACCUUCAGCACCAUCGACGGGAGGAUCUACAAAACCUAAAGGCGGUGGUGGAUCACAAUAUAAUUCCCGAACAUUUGAUGCCCUGAAAGAAUUAUGGGAAGAUCGACGAGAUGCACCCAUCACUGUUUCAACUGCACUUGGUCGUCAACGUGGUCUCUUUGGUGGGGUGGAGCGGAAAGAACUUCAUCAUCUUGUUAUCUCUAUCCUUAACAGGGUAUCAAACGACGCUGAAAAAUACCGUGAAGUGAAGAAUGAACUUUUGCGGCUACCUAUCCCUGAGGCGAAUGAUGCUACAUUGGCAAAGAUUGUUAAUGUAUUUUUCACAAAAGCGGUGAGGGAGCAGCACUUUUCCAGUUCAUACGCUGACUUAGUUGCGGCACUCUGUAAGGUGCCGGAGGGACAGAAAAUAAUAGGUGAUAAGGCACAAAGCCUCGAAUACCGUCUACGGCAACAACUCCUCCACCGCUGUCAAGCUGAAUUUCGACAGUUGGAAGAGCAGAACAUAGAACGUGCAGAACAGGGCGGUGAGGACCGCACCACACAAUUUGCAGAGGAAAGUUUUAAGGAGAGACGUGAUCGUGUCUGCGGUAUUGUACAGUUUGUUGGUCAACUCUACCUGCGGCAUAUUGUCACUGAAAAGGUGAUUGAGGAUAUUCUCGUUACAGCCUGCGCUGGGUUGUACCGUCGUGAAGGAAUUCGCAUCCCACCGCCUUAUAAACCAACAGAAGCACAAAUGGAUGAAACGAUUACACUACUCGCUAUUGUUGAUAAUGUUUUCUUCCACACCGCAUUAGGGUCAGCAAUGUUACCAGAAUACACUAAACUUUUGGAAUAUUGGACUACAUAUCACCCUGUGCCCCGCAUUAGAUUUCUUCUCCUUUCCGUCAUUGAGAGACUUCAUAAGAUAUUGGCAGAACGAAACGCCGCUUUAGCAGCAUCACGACAAGAGCAGCAGCAACAACAACAACAACAACAACAAUCUGUGCUGGAAAAGCCAUCACCAUCAUCACAAUCACUUCAUCCUACACCACAAUCAACUCCACGACCACAACCAUCAUCCUCAUCAUCAUCACCACCACCACCAGCAGCAGCAGCACAACAACAACAACAACAACAACAACAACAACGGUCACCACCACCACCAUCAUCAUCUUCCUUACCAAUACAGCCAUCCCCAUCUCCAUCUCCAACUCCAACUCCACAACCGCAGCCACUACAACAACAACAACCACAGGGUCUUUCAGAGUCAAGACGAGUGGGUAAUAGCUCUGUUUCUGUACGACCUCUUGGUCUUUCGAGUGAAGAGAGUUCUUUUGCAUCCACUAGUGGACGAAAUCCAAUGACGGCAUCAACUGACAUGUCACCAAAAACCAAGCCACCGGUGUAUGUGGGCGGUAAGCCCAUUCCAGCCCCUCGCAGUGCAGCUUCCCGCCACGGCAGUGUGACGCUAGGUGCUUCAGUGAAUUCCGUCGGAAGUUCAAGUGAUUCAGCUGUAAAACAAAUGGCAACCACUGAGAACGUAGCCCGCUAUAUGCAGAACGUAUCUCUCUCAAGCCACAGCGUGGAUGAGGUAACAGAGGAAAUUAUGAACAAUUUUGUGAGUGUCACGGCGGUGGUGGAAGUGUGGACCGAGCGCUGCCUAAGGGUUGUAAAGGCAGUACGGGACCGCGCAGUUUAUGGUGCUUUCCUUGCCGCUCUUAACCGUUAUCAUAAACUAACACUUCGGGCAGAGUUGCGCCGUAUUGCCAUGUCUGUCUUUGUUCACGCUGUGCGGGAGAAGCUGCACGAGGAUCUCGCUCUCUUUAGGUACUGGACAGAGAUGAUAUGCAGCGAUGCGGCUCGUGAGGUACUGGAUGAGGGAUUACUGAAUGAGGGACUGGAGUAUCUGUUGGAAAAUGAUACCCCCGCUGUUCGAUUAUACCUCCGUGAUGUGGCGCGACAGAUGAACACACUGACAUCAGGCGCUACCAACACAGCAGGAUCAACCACUGUAGCGCAGCAACAACAACAACAACAACAACAACCUCAGUGGAGGCCAAGUGAUGAAGCAACUAACUUUGUGCGUUACCGUCCGCUUCAUGUUGUUCACUAUCAUAAUACAAACCGUAAGCAUGAUUAUGAACUUAAUACAGUAAAUUUUCCCGAUGUACGUCUCGCUAGUGUUGAGAUUGAUGUUUUUUGUGCGUUGCUUACUGGUACGCCGUCAAAAGAGCGAUUGUUUGAUACUUUACGUGGCUCACCACGACUACGCUCACCUUUGGUAGCACCUGAAGUUCUAAGUGCCAUUUUACACGCAGAGUUAUGCAGAGAUAUGACAGCGUUUGUGGAAGACAAUUUAGAUCUUCUCUCUCUUGUUAGUGAUGGGGCUGAGCGUGAGACUCGUGAAAUGUUGCUGGUUGCAGAGUUGUACAUUACAUUGAAGAAUGACCCGGCAGAGGGCUCUUGGCCGCUUUCUGCAGGUUCACGUGUGAUGGCGAAGUUGGGACGGUGUAUUAUCUCCGAUGAAACUCAACUGCGGGCGCAGAAGUACUUUGGGCCACGUGAUGAACACGCACAUCACUACAUUGGCACACAGCCAGCACAACUUCAACUUCGACAAGGAGGAGGAGGUGGAGGAGUUGGUAGUAGUGGUAGUGUCAACGGCAACAGCGGCAGUAACCAGAGUAUCCACGGAAAUAGCAAUAAUACGAGUCACAAUAAUAGCACCGUCAGCGCUACUUCUCGUCGAGCCAUGGUCCAGCGUCGGUAA
This is a messenger RNA of Trypanosoma theileri, 3411 nucleotides long. RefSeq names its product putative eukaryotic initiation factor 4a. Bases 1 to 3411 code for a protein of 1136 amino acids. Gene Ontology annotation, cellular component: eukaryotic translation initiation factor 4F complex. The transcript has a single exon. Gene Ontology annotation, molecular function: translation initiation factor activity; mRNA binding; protein binding. Lineage: Eukaryota; Euglenozoa; Kinetoplastea; Trypanosomatida; Trypanosomatidae. The record is from RefSeq and is a predicted model, not a curated record.